Messenger RNA from Paramecium tetraurelia, 2529 nucleotides. RefSeq lists its product as uncharacterized. Lineage: Eukaryota; Ciliophora; Oligohymenophorea; Peniculida; Parameciidae. The transcript is spliced from 4 exons. Gene Ontology annotation, molecular function: ATP binding; methionine-tRNA ligase activity. Gene Ontology annotation, biological process: methionyl-tRNA aminoacylation. The record is from RefSeq and is a predicted model, not a curated record.
AUGCAUUCAUUUUAACAGCAAGAACUUAUUGAAUUACUUUAGAGUCAUUCAAAUAUAGCCAUCGAUCGUCAAUUGAUAAGUUAAUUGUAUAAUAAAUGUAUGCAAGAUUAAUGCACAAUUUAGUAAUUUGAGAAGGUUUACAAGGAUGCAAUCUAGUUGCUGAGUCAAAAAAUCGCCAACUCAAAGUAGUAACUAAUAGAGGAACAGGAUAAUCUUACGGCUAUAGAUGAGAGAUUGAAAAAUAAUCAAUUGAUUAGCAACAACAAUAAUAGAACUCCUAUGAGAUUGAUGUUACAUUCAGCCUCAGUGUUGAAUUUGCAAGUGCAUAACAAGUUUAUGGUUGGAUAAUAUGCAUUUUACAUGAAGAUUGAAGAUUACUACGAAUUUGAAAGUGAUUUUAAGCCUAGUUAUAAUUUACAGUUCUAGCUAAAUCAAACAAUAGAUAUUUUGGAUGUUGGUGACAGUAUUCUACUGUCUUUGAAUACUAACACUCAAAAUCAGAUGAACACUACAAUAGUGAUACCGACAUACUCCUUACAAUUCAAUAAGCAUGUGACUGAACUACUGGCAUAGAAAGAGAACGGGGAGUUGUUGGAAAUGGAAAUUACUUAUGAAAUCAAAGUUUUAGAUCAGAAAUUAUUGAAUCUACAAUUAAACUAAGCUCGUAGUCUUGUAGUAUCAUAUAUCAAGAAAUUUGAAGACGAAUUGGAGGAUUAUUCAUUGCAAUUGCAGGAUUUACGAUAGAUCAAGAUACCGUACAAUAAUGAGAUUGCAAAUGAAUUAAAUGAUGGAUAGCCUCAUCAUAGCAGAUAAGAGUAAUCAAAUAAUACAUAUACAAUUGGAGUUCCAGAUUACUAUCAUAAACCUUUGGAACUGUAGAGUCAAGACUGCUAAUUGAAUCCUCAACCUUAGGAGAGACAAUCAAGUGUCAUACCUUACUUAUUUGGAAUAAUUCUAGCAUCAUUUAAUAACAUAUUCAUAGAUACCUUAUUUGAAAUAUCGUUUUUAAUGAUUGUUUUGAUUGUGGUGUUAAAAGAAGAUAAAACAACUGUGUUUACCAAAAUAAUGAUCUUAUUAUCAUGGAUAAUGUUUGGAUUACAUUUAUGGUUGCAUCAAUCGGUGGUUAGGAUUAUGUAUGUUAUAAUUAUAUAAAAUUUAUUUAAUUUUUUUAUGAUAAAAUAAAUAAUAACUACACCUUUGUUUUAUGUGAAUGCCUAACCGCACAUAGGUCAUCUCUAUUCAAUGAUUUAUGCAGAUGCCAUCGCUAAGUAUAAAUCAGUAAAAUUGCUGACAGGAACUGAUGAGCAUGGAUUGAAAGUCUACAGAAGUGCCAAGAAUCAACCAAUCCAAUAAUAUUGUGAUUCCAUUUCCAAUCAAUUCCAACAAUUAGCUAAUUCAUUUAUUAAAUACGAUCAUUUCGUUAGAACCACUGAUCCUCAACAUAUCAUGAAAGUUUAGAAGAAUUGGAAUCUGCUCUAAAAUAAUGGCUUCAUUCUAAAGGAUACUUAUAAAGGAUAUUAUUGUUAAGUUGAAGAAUCUUUUGUAAAUCAUAAAACCGAUCAAUAUUUGGAAGAAGAGAAUUAUUUUUUCAAAUUUGACAAAGAUUAUCUUGAAACAUGCAUUACUAAAGCACCAUCACGAUAUCAAAAUGAACUAAAGCAAUUGAUUAUUAAUAGUAUUUGUAUCAGCAGACCGAAACAGAGAUAUUAUUGGGGAAUUGAGGUUCCCAAUGAUGCUAACUAAUUGAUUUAUGUAUGGUUAGAUGCUUUGUUAGGCUACUUACAAGAAGAGUAACAUCACUAUAUGCAUGUGAUAGGCAAAGAUAUAGUCAGAUUUCAUGCCUUAUAUUGGCCGAGCUUCUUAAAAGGAAUCAAUAACCAAUCUACAACUGAAUUGAUUGUCCAUAACCAUUGGAUAAGAAAUAAUAUGAAAAUGUCUAAGUCACUUGGAAAUGUUAUUGAUCCAUUCUAAUUACUAAAGACAUACAACUAAAAUCAAAUUAGAUUAUACUUCCUUACUUAAGGGCCUUAAAAUAUGGAUGUCUCAUUCGAAGAACAAAAACUAGAGAAGUGUUGGAAUACGUACAUUGACCAAUUUAAUAACAUCUUAUUUAGACUAUUCAGACCAAAGAUAAUAUCACCAAAUCUACUGCUAUUAUAAUAACAUUUAUUGGAUGAUCAAUUAUUAUAAUCUAAAUAAACAUUCCUGGAAUUGCACAAAAAUACUAAGGCAUUAUUAGAUAAAAAUUUAUUCAUUGAAGGUUAUUUAGAACUAUAAAAGAUUUUUGUACUCAUUAAUACUUUAAUUGAUAAAUAUUAACCAUGGAAAAUGUAAGUUCAAUUUCAAAAGGAGUAAUUUCUAAGUUUUAUUUGCAUUCUGAUAUCAAUGACUUAAUAAAUUUUAGAUAUUUAUGUGCAAACUCCUAAUAUCAUAAGUCCUUAGUUCAAAGAAUUCCCUUAAAAUAAUAAUGUUUAAGUGACAGUGGAUUUAGAGUAGGAUUUAAGAUUAAAAAGAUUCAUCAUUAAUUGA